Molecule: messenger RNA, 416 nt
Organism: Etheostoma cragini (Arkansas darter)
Lineage: Eukaryota; Metazoa; Chordata; Actinopteri; Perciformes; Percidae
Product: N-acetyltransferase ESCO2-like
Exons: 2
Coding region: 25-303 (92 amino acids)
Biological process (GO): mitotic sister chromatid cohesion
Cellular component (GO): nucleus; chromatin
Molecular function (GO): protein-lysine-acetyltransferase activity
Source: RefSeq, a predicted model, not a curated record
GAGCAGCCGGACCUCCACAAAGACAUGACCAAGGACGACUUCAUGGAGCGCCACCGGGCCUGGUGCUGCUCCACGGUCCCAGAACCAGCUGUGUGUGGGAUCAGUCGGAUCUGGGUCUUCAGCCUGGCCCGACGCCAGGGCAUCGCCACGCGCAUGCUGGACACCGUCAGGAGCACCUUCACGUACGGCAGCCAUCUCGCCAAGGAGGAAGUCGCCUUCUCCGACCCGACGCCCGACGGGAAACUGUUCGCUACGAAGUACUCCGACACGCCCACGUUCCUGGUUUACAACUUUGUAGCAUGAGUUAAAUAUAAAAACUGUUGAUUAACUGUUGAUUUGGAAGAAAUAUUAACAUCUCUCCAGGCUGUUGUUAAUAUUAUCUUUCAUAUGCAAAGCAACUCGUUCAGUUUAAUAUG